UCGCCGGGCGAGAUGAUGGCGGAGGGCGGCGGCGGCGGCCAGCGGCUCAAGGCGCUGUCCCUACUGGAGGCGGCCCGCUGCCGCUACGAGAGUCUGCAGAUCUCCGACGACGUCUUCGGCGAGUCGGGCCAGGACAGCAGCGGCGGCAACCCCUUUUACAGCACCACCGCCGAGUCCCCCUCGGCCUCCGACGACGACGACGACGAGGGCGACGAGGAAGAUGCGGCGGCAGCGCGCAGAGCUCCAGCCGAGGGCGGACGCAACCACCGGGGCAGGACUGGGGGACGCCGCGCUGCCAAGGCGGCGCCGCCGGCGCAGGGCGGCUCGGAGGCGGCUUGCCCGGGUCCCCUGGAGCCGUCGCAGCCGGAGCAGGAACAGGAGGACGAGGAGGAAGGCGGGAGGGGCUGGAGUCCCAGCCUGAGACACACGCCAACCCCUGCCUUCAAGGAUACCAGCGGCCCGACUUGCAAAAUGCCACUGACUGCCAGUGCCAUGGAUUUCUUCCAACUCUUUGUCCCUGACAACAUACUAAAGAACAUGGUGGUGCAAACAAAUAUGUAUGCCAAGAAGUACCAGGAGCGAUUUGGGAGUGAUGAUGCCUGGAUUGAUGUAACCCUGACAGAAAUUAAGGCUUUCCUUGCAUAUAUGAUAUCCACAAGCACUCACCACUGCGAGUCUGUCCUCAGCAUCUGGAGUAGUGGUUUCUAUAGCAACAAGAGCAUAGCAUUGAUCAUGACCCAGUCAAGAUUUGAGAAGAUCCUCAAGUACUUCCAUAUUGUGGCCUUCCGUUCGAGUCAGACUACACAUGGCCUGUACAAAAUCCAACCCUUUCUGGACUCUCUGCAAAAGAGCUUCGACGUGGCUUUUAAGCCUUCCCAAACCCAGGUACUCCAUGAACCUCUGAUCGAUGAAGAUCCAGUUUUUAUUGCCACCUGCACAGAGCGAGAGUUGCGCAAGAGGAAAAAGCGGAAAUUCAGUCUCUGGGUUCGUCAGUGCUCAUCCACUGGUUUCAUAUGCCAGAUCUAUGUCCACCUGAAAGAAGGAAGUGGGACUGAAGGUCUGGAUGCUUUGAAGAACAAAAACCAGCUCCACAGCAUGGUGGCCAAGAGCCUUUGCCAGAAUGCCACAGGAAAAAACUACAUUAUCUUCACAGGCCCCAGCAUCACCAGCCUGAAUCUCUUUGAAGAGUUUGAGAAGCAAGAUAUUUAUUGCUGUGGGUUGCUAAGUGCAAGAAAAAGUGACUGCACGGGCCUUCCUUCAUCUAUGCUAAACAACUCAGAUGCCCCUCAGUCCCGAGGACAAUACAGGAUAAAGAUGAAGGGAAAUAUGUCCCUGAUCUGCUGGUACAAUAAAGGCUAUUUUCGCUUUUUGACCAAUGCUUAUUCUCCAGUUCAGCAAGGUGUUAUAAUUAAGAGGAAAAGUGGAGAGAUUCCUUGCCCGCUGGCAGUAGAAGCUUUUGCUGCUCAUCUUAGCUAUAUUUGCAAAUAUGAUGACAAAUACAGCAAGUAUUUCAUUUCUCAUAAACCGAACAAGACCUGGCAGCAAGUGUUCUGGUUUGCCAUCAGCAUUGCCAUAAACAAUGCCUACAUCCUGUACAAAAUGUCCGACUCCUAUCACGUGAAAAAGUACAGCCGAGUGCAGUUCGGUGAGAAACUUGUCAAGGAGCUUCUGGGCUUGGAGGAUACUUCACCUUGUCAUUGAUGGAGCAGGCGGUGUGGAUUAGGUCAGGAGUGGAGAGGGAAGAAGAGGAGGAGGAGACGACUCUGGAAUGCCAAAAUGGGGGAACUUGCACAUCACACCAACCACGUGUGGUCCCGCAACAACAUUACCAGGGAAGCCACUUGACCGCCGGGGCUUUGCCGAAGGCCCUGCUGCUCGUCAAAGGGGCCUAACGAGAACACCACAUGACAGUGGAGCAUGUGGAGGUGUGAAGGGCGCUCGCCCAUCAGAAGUGCAAUUCCGUUAGUAACUAUUUAAUCCAAUUUGUCAAACAGGGUGUUAGUUGUAAUGGGAGCCCCUUUCCCUGCCCACCCCCCACUCUUCCCCACUAAAGCAGCUCAGCCAUUUGGAGCAGGCAUGGCAGCAAAACAUAUUCCUUGCCGAAGCCGUGUGUGACCAGCACACGGUGCAAAUGCUUGGCAUCGUCUGGGGCUGAGCGUGCUCCGUGCGUGGUGAGGGGCCACCACGAAGAGGUCUCCAGAAGAGAAAUAUUUCAAAGUGUAUAGAUUUAUUUUGCUAGCCUAUAAUUAGGCAAUGGCAACUGAGACUUAGUGGACUGAUGAAGAUUUUAUUUUCUUGCAAUGGUUUGGAUUGGAGGAAGGGAUAUAAUUUAGGGCAAAAUAAAAACUUUUAUAAAAAAUGUAAACAAAUGGUCAGGAAGUGGAGGGUUUACCAGGCAAAACUAAAGUCAUUUUUGCACCUUGGGAGUCCAUGUGAAUUUCAGGUUCAUUGCAGUGAUGCCAUAACAAAAGUAUAAGAAAAGUUCUUUAAUUGCAACCACAACACAUUCCCUUCCCAGCAUCAUACAAUCAAAUAACCGAUUUCACUUUUAUUUUAGCUGGAUGCUUGUUUCCCCUGAAGAGUUGCAAAAGCAUAUUUGGGAACCAGAGCUCACCUUGCAGGCACAGAAGGGCCCUUGUGUGCUGCAACGUGUGAACAAAUGGGUGCAGACCCUCGCAGCACAAGGGAAGCAGAGACCUCUCUUUUCCGCCUCACAAAAUGCUGCUGCAUGUGAGCAAACCAGGCAUCUUAUGAACUGGGCACAGAGCAUAGAAAGUGGGGCUUCCCACUGAUCCUUCCCACUGCAGCUGCAAACACAGCGGGGCCUUUGUAGGAACUCUCUAUGCUCAUCCUACUAGGCACAUGUAAUACUCCGUUGCGUGAGAAAUUCUUCUGAUUGGGCCCAUAAUGUGAUGUGCUACUUUCCCCCUUAUUUUCUUAUCCUGCCCAGUCAAGACUGAUUCACUAUAUAUUUUGAUGUACUAUUUGCAUAAAUGUGGCAGGAAAGUUCCCCACAGGAAGGAAUAGGUUAUGCGAUAUAGCACACUUAGGCCAUUCGGUAGCACAAACUAGAGCUGGAGACUGCUGGUCAUAGUUAUACAUUUACAAAAUGACACACCUAGAAAAAUAAGUAUUUUGGUUUUUCAAAAAGGCUAAGCUGGCACCCACCAUCCUCCCAAGUGCAACAUGCUUGUGCGUGUCCAUGCGCAUCAGGUAGAGCGAUUUGAGCUUAGGGCACCAAUGAUCAGUAGCUGGAAGAUUCAACAGUAGACGGUUAUGCACUGGAGGAAGUGAAGAAAGAAGCACGGGGCAUCCAUGGACAAACACACAGAGUGUGCUUGUUCUUCGAUUCCACAUCAUUAAUUGCAAAUUAAAUUUAUAGCCCAUAAAUUAAAAAAAUGAAUAAGGGUACCAUGUUAUUUUCUUCCUGAAAUCAGUGCAGCUAACAGUUGAAUCCAUGAAGCAGUCUGGGCCCGUUGCCUCUUGUGGCACUGAGAAAUACUGCUCUCUCUUACAUAUGCAUUUGCACUGGCAAUGAUAAAAUAAAAGGAAAGUGAAAAAGGACAGUCUGACAAAGUGCAUGAUUCAGGUUAUCUUGUUUAUGGGUGGCAUCCUGUAAGAGGAGUAGAAAUCUAGUUUAUGUGAAUCUAGAGCUAGGAAUGCAUGUUGAUAUGGCCAGGCAAAUGUAAUUCUCUCCUAAAACCAGACUGCAAACAGUACUUAUCUCCUAAAACUAGACCACAAUGUCUCAAAAUAAGCCAUUGUGACAGAAUUGGGAUUCUUGUUUGCUAUUUCUGAAACAAGGGGUUGAGGCAGAUUGUUAAAGCACAUUAGUUCAUGUUUACUCUUUUUUAAAAAAGAGCUUUCCCAAAGAGCAUUUUUUGAUUUGCUUGAGAAAUAGCCAAAUGCAUCUAUGGUUUUAAGAUUGACCUGCCAGGUUUGGUAAUAGUGAUUUAAUACUGGUAGCCGAUCUGCAGAUAAGCAGCAGUUUUCCAAAGGAAAGCUGCAGGUCUGUUGCGGCAAAAACAGCAGAGUCUGAUGGCAUAGUAAAAAUGUGUCCUAAGUUUUGGGAGGCUAAAGCUGACUUCCUCCAUUAUCCCCAAAAGUGUUUUCUUCAAUAUGGAGCAUUUGCAGGCAAAGCAACUUGGCUGGACCAUAAUCCUCCCACAUGCAAAGAGUUGAUACACAUUCCCAGAGCAUCUUAAAAGCUAUCACGUCACACGUCUUACUCAAAAUGGCACAAGCAAUGCAGAGUUGCCACAUGACUGUAUCCUGGCAUGAAAAAAUGGUGCACCACAAAAAUACGCAACGUGGCCAUGACUUCCUAUCUUAUGAGACACUUCAGAGUAGCCUUUGGUGGUGGCGAUGAAGCUCACGUGUAGCUACUGAGCAGCCUUCCCCAAUCCGGUGCCCUCCAAAUAGUCAGGUCUGUAACUGUCGUUCUUUGAGUGGUCACUGGUGCAUCCACACAUACCAGCCGUGCGCCUGCGUGGGGCCUGUUGCCAGGAAGAUUCUACAGCUAGAUGUUAUAUUGGGUGGAUGCCCCUCCCUUUCAGUUUUUUCUAUCAAUGGGAGGGGUUCUGCCCAUUCCAUUGAGACUGUCUGUAGGUCCCAGGACUCAGGGGGGAGUGUUGUACCGCCCUGGUCCAGCCCCUGUGCCCCCCCUCCAAAAGGGAGGCUAGCUGUCUUCAGUUUGACACCCGGUCAGUGGGCCAGUGGGUGGUUUGUGUAAGUGCACAGACGACCACUCAAAGAAUGGCAGUUACUUGCAGGCAACCCAACUUUGCUCUUUGUAGUCUCCAUCCAUCACACACAUGGGUGACUAGCAAACAUCCUGGGGAGGAUGGUGGGGUGAUAUCAUCUCCAGAGGGUCACAGAGAGGACUGUUCUGCCAAAGGGGCAGUCUGCCCUUGCCCAGAUGUUCAGCCUUCAUGGCUGGACGAACAUUGAAGGGGUGGACCAUGUAGCUGCUCUGCAAAGGUCCUGCACAAGAAUUCCCAUGUGGAGGGCUGUGGACAUCAUCGCCAUCACUCAUGUGCAGUGGGUUCUUGGAUGGGCCAAGAGUUGAAGACCAGCCAGCUCAUAGGCUGGGGAGAUGGUGCUUGUGACCCGGACUGCUAGUCUCUGCAGAUAAAGGAGGGCUUCAGCCCCCUUUUGGAUGAGCUUGUGUAGAGAUCAGAGGAUGUGCUCGAUCACGGUGUCCUGUGUAUCGAGCACCUCCUGUUGCACGAAGGUGGUGAAUGCCUGCCAUUUGACUAGGUAAGAUUUCUUGCUGAUGGUUUCAGGGCAGCAUUGAGGGUGGCUCUCUCACCCUGUGGUGCAGUGAAAAGUGGAAAUGAAGUUCAUGGAGAGAUGGUGGCUGAGUGGGAGCCAAAUAGUAGAAAGUGGUAGGAAGAAAUCCUGCAAAAUACUCGAGUUGAGGAGAUCUAGGCAUGGAGAUGGUUGAAAAGGAACUGAGGGAAUGGGAACCAACCCAUUCUGGGAACAGGGAACAGGAAGGGGAGUGGCCCGCACCCAAAUAAACAUUUAGUUGUAAAAUCUUCCCAACAAUAGGCUCCACAGAGCCCCAGGGACCAUAUCUGUGAUGCAUAGAGACCACAAAGAAGUAACUUUGGUUAGCAACUCCCAGGAUCCUUCAACCAGGCUAGAGGGUUAUUUCAGUUCAGGCAUCAUCUCUUGAAUGGCCUCCACACACCAAGGGUGCUUCCAAUUGUGGAUUUUUGCUGUGCAAUCAGCCUGCCUCAAAGAUGGAACUUUAAGAAGCAUCCAGACAAUGAUGCCUUCCAUUUGUAACCCUCCUGCAAUUUCCCAUCCAUCUGUUGGAUUUUUCUUUUAACCACAAAAAUCUUAAGGUGGAAAAAGCAGAAUGACAACACAGUAUCUUUUGAGCAGUAGGGGCAGGAGCCAUCCUUCUUAAGCCACCCUAAGAUCACCCACCAUUGUGAGCUUUCUGUUGAGAAUGCAGCUUCUUUUAUGGUCCUAGUGGCUGCUAAGGGAAGAAAAUCCCUCAAGCACUUCUACCCAGUCUAAUGGGGGAAAAAUCAUCCAAAGCCAAAAUAAUAGUUUGCUGUCCAAUAGUUUGCUGGUACAAAACAGUAGGGCUAGCCCUGACAACCCAAAUUCUGCUCUCGAUAUCGCUCAAACUGCAUGCAGCCUGCUGUUUUUUCCAAACACAGACACUUUGUCCACUGGCUAAAGGAAAGGUAAACUUGUUGAGGCAUCUCUUCUGACCAUCAUCUAUAGCUCUCUCACCUCCCAUGUGGGCACAUCUAUGGACCGGAUUGUAUCAGCAAUCAUUUGUCAAGUUCAGAUAUUGCCUCAGGACAACCCAUGUGGCUUUAGCAUGAAACCCAUGAAGACAUAAAUGCAGAUUGGCUCUCCACAGCUUGCUCUGGUCCUCAGUUCCUUUUCAGGUAUAGCCAGAAGCAAGCAAGAACCAGCAAUAAUUUUUUGCUUUCUGGUUAUUGGUGACAGGAUGUAGGAACGCUGCUUUUCCUUCCUUAGAAAGCAUCUUUUCAGUUGUUCUUUUGCAUAUCAUUCUUCCCCAAGCUGACACCCUCCAGAUGUGUUGGGACUGUGAGUUUCCUAAUUCCCAGCCAACAUAGCCAUAAUAUCCAUGUGCUGAUGGGGACAGCUGAUGUGCAUUGCCUUCUUAUUUAAAACCAUGUUGCCUUCUUGUGGUAGCUUUGCUUUUGCAGAUUUCCCUUCUUGCAAAAUGCUUUGGUGGUUCUUCCACAGCAAAACCAUGUUUCUGUUGCUCAAAAGCACUACAUCUGGACUGAAUUGGUUGAAGCACAUUUCUCCAGCCUAGAGCCAUUCAGAUGCCUUGGUCUAGAACUCCCCUCAUCCCGAGGCAGCCUGAUCAGUUGCCUCCUUGCUGAGGGUGAUCUCAACGCAACUGGAAGGCCCCAGGUUAAGGAACACUCACGCUUCAAGAGUCCAAACUGUGUUACCAUUCCAUUAACUCUGAAUACUAGUAACAGUAUAGUAACUAUACUAUACUAGUAACUUGUAGUUGUAGCUGUUAGCACUACUACAAGUUUUAAGACCAAUAGCAAAAUACGCACUAAGAUGAAUUUAAUACUCCACAGUCCACCUUAAAUCUGGUGGUGUGGACAGAAAAAGCCAUUCAUAGUUCCUUUCUUACCAUCUUGCUUUAUUUCAAAAACAUGCUUAAACUGUAUCAAGGGCUAACGAAUGUACAUCUAAAUUCCAGUCACUUAAAUCUGUCAGAGCAAAACCAACAAACACCCUAGUCAAGUACGCAUGCAUACCUGCCACUGAGACUUAAUUGCUGGGUAUCAUACGCAAGGCAGAGUUGUAUGGUGUGGAUCCCAUUGCAAAAGAGGCCAGUUGUGCAUGUGAAAGGCUGGUCAAAUAAUAGGCAAUAGCUGUUGCUGGGGUGGGGGCUGGAUUUAGUCCCCUGAUCCUUCUUCCCCCAACCAUCUGAGCAGCACUGAGUAUUGUUGAAGCAGAACUACAACCGCCUUGCCCAGCGACACUGUACCUAGGGCUGGAUCAGGAUCUACCUUUACAUUUUGCUCCGUGAGAUGUCCAGCUAGUACAGGCUUCCCCAAAAAGGUGUGCUCCUAGUCUAUGCAGCUGAAGAGUCCAAGUCACAGAGAGCUGCAAUAGUUCAGCAACUCAUCUGUAAAGGCACCACUAAUGUAAAACUAGAGGACGAGUGCUGUACUAUCGAGAUGCCCCUGAACUCAGAGGCUUACACUUACCCGAUGCAGUGCAAGAGAUCUUUGUCUCCUCGUCCUCCUGUAUGACUCUUUUGCCUAUCUAACUGCAGCAUCUCAGGAGGGGAGCGAAGGAGACUGGAGUGGCUUUGGGCGACUUCCCCACUCUGCCCCCUGAAAUGCUCACUUGUACCCUCUUCAAGGUCACUCUUCUUCAGCAAGCAGCUACUGAGGUGCUGGCUGCAAGGAAGAGAGAGUUGGAGUGCCACUUCCUGGCUCUGAGGUCAAAGUAUGGUCUCCCACCUCAGAUAUGGGAAUCCAAGACCCGAAAAACCCACAAUACCUCACGUGCUAUCUGUGGCCCAGAGCCCCACUCCCCCUAAGAUCUUGAGUGCUUGCAAAGUGCAAGAUAAAAGACAGAUGCCCUGCAGUUCAGCACUUAUAUAACACUGGCCAUCUAUAUAUAACAAGCGGAAUAGGAUCUGCUGUUCUAAGCAGGUGAUCAGUGAGCAAGAUCCUUGCUUGCAUCUGAGAGUUACUCAACAAAGGAAAUCAGGAUGGAGGUUUGGAUUCAACAGGCAUGUGAGAAGACCCUCUACUAUCAUGCAAUAGUGAACCCUCUCCAUCCUCUCCUCUUGCCUAGGAUUCCAUGCUUGCAUCCCAAAUCUGCUCUGGAGGGUCCACCAUUUGGGGGACAGGGGGAAAAUCCAUUCUGGUGAAAUGUCACCUCUGGAUGCAAUCUGUAGUUAUGAUUUUUGGGUCGAGCACCACUAAAAGUAGAGUUGACAAACCAGUUACGAUGGAAGGGAGCAAAGUGGCUGUCACAUUUGGGUGGCUUGUUUUUCAUCCUGUUGCUCAGAUCCAGAAAGGGACGUGCCACUGUAGAGGACUCAGGUAUGCAUAAACCGUGGAGAUCUGGAUCUGUUUCUCCAACUAUAUACUGAGACAUGCAGACUCCAAUUGAUGGGGCCUGAUGUAUCUUUAAAUGCAGGUGUGCAAGGACUUCUAUAAUCUGACACUCUGUUGCAGUUGUAGUCCAAAACUUUUGGAGGGCGCCAAGCACACAGCAGAUUAGCCUCCAAGUACUGGGCCACAAAGCACUAAGAUAAUCUCUUUACACUUGUUUAUUUUGCACUGCUGCCCUAAUAUUAUUGCAAAAUCGGUGUUGUACUGUAACUCAUUAUGUUUUAGAAAGCAACUAUAAAUGUUGGCUAGGA
Molecule: messenger RNA, 8902 nt
Organism: Varanus komodoensis (Komodo dragon)
Lineage: Eukaryota; Metazoa; Chordata; Lepidosauria; Squamata; Varanidae
Gene: PGBD5
Product: piggyBac transposable element derived 5
Exons: 7
Coding region: 13-1701 (562 amino acids)
Biological process (GO): non-replicative DNA transposition
Cellular component (GO): nucleus
Molecular function (GO): transposase activity
Source: RefSeq, a predicted model, not a curated record